This is a messenger RNA of Hyalella azteca, 1035 nucleotides long. It is a transcript of the gene Nacalpha, whose product is annotated as nascent polypeptide-associated complex subunit alpha. Bases 199 to 870 code for a protein of 223 amino acids. NCBI's taxonomy places the organism in Eukaryota, Metazoa, Arthropoda, Malacostraca, Amphipoda, Hyalellidae. Gene Ontology annotation, cellular component: cytoplasm; nascent polypeptide-associated complex. The record is from RefSeq and is a predicted model, not a curated record. The transcript has 4 exons. Gene Ontology annotation, biological process: protein targeting to membrane.
AAUCCUCUUUCCGAACUAAUCAUGAGAGUAUGGGUAUAUUCAGUAAGCUGACAUUCAUGUGAAGAGUUUAUUGUAUCAAGUAAUUAUUAACUUCAACGAUAAGUUACCCCAAAUUUGAAGCGGACAAAAAUAGUGUGCAUCACACUUAUUCCUUCUACGCGUGUACGUGCAGACGGUUUUCACUGCAAACCUAGAAAAAUGCCUCAGCUUACAGAAUUGGACAGCAGUGCCAAUGGGCCAGCUGACGAACCCACUGUUCAGAACUUAGGAUCAGACUCAGACACAGACGAGAGUCUGCCUGAGCUGGAGGCUGGUGCGCCAGCUGCUGGGAGCAAAGAUUCAACUGAUCCUGCUCAUCGAUCACCAACCAUGGAGAGCAAGGGAGGCAAACAGAGCCGUGCUGAAAAGAAGGCCCGCAAGAUGAUGAGCAAGCUUGGCCUAAAGCACGUCGCUGGUGUUAAUAGAGUUACGAUCCGCAAGAGUAAGAACAUCCUUUUUGUCAUCAAUAAGCCGGACGUGUACAAGAAUCCCGUCUCUGACACAUACAUCGUUUUUGGAGAAGCAAAGAUUGAGGAUAUGAGCCAGCAAGCCCAGAUGGCAGCGGCUGAGAAACUGAAGGAAAGCAGCAGCUCGGUGGCAGGUGGCGGUGGCGACCUGAGUAUCAGCACCGGCCUGCCAGGCGUGCCUGCAGCUCCUGCCAUCCCCGAAGACGACGAAGAGGAAGAUGGCGAGGUUGACUACAGUGGCCUCGAAGAAAAAGAUAUAGAACUUGUUGUGUCUCAAGCUAAUGUUUCCAGAGCCAAGGCUUGUAAGGCGCUUCGGGCCAACAAUAAUGAUAUCGUUAAUGCUAUUAUGGACCUCACCAUGUAGGUGACUUUCUUAUUUUGAUGAAGCCAUAUAGACUCUUCAGUACGCCAUAAUAAAGAUUUUUUCCAACUAAUAAACGUUAUGUCGCGUACGGGAUCCGAACAAAUUCGCUCCACAGAAAUAACGUGAUUAGAUGAACUGAAAUUAAAUACAGUCAUACCGAUAAUU